Messenger RNA from Zerene cesonia (dogface butterfly), 1155 nucleotides. RefSeq lists its product as uncharacterized. Lineage: Eukaryota; Metazoa; Arthropoda; Insecta; Lepidoptera; Pieridae. The coding region runs from base 1 to 1155 and encodes 384 amino acids. The transcript has 7 exons. The record is from RefSeq and is a predicted model, not a curated record.
AUGGCGUCUUAUGACUAUGAAGAUUUGGAAUACAAGAAAGAUUACGAAGAUUAUCUGGAUGAUGAUGCAGAGGAACCUCCUCCGAGGGUUAGGCGGUACCCCACUCUCUUCAGCUCCAAGAAAACCCCACUUGAUAUUCGAGAUGUUCGGGACGCAGUAAACCAGCUCCUCGCCACCAUUGACGAGGGUUCCCCCACGAGGUUCACAGGCGGCAGGCUCGCUACCAGGCUGCCUUUAUUCGAAGACAUGGAGUACACUGACCACGCGGAGAUGCUGCCGGCUCCGCAGCCCGUUCUGUAUGACUACAUCAUGAAGCCCACCCGCUCGACGGCAGUCGGAUGGCUGCGGGCUGCCGCGAAAACUACUACCACAGCGCCCGAACCGACAAACGCAACAUCAGCGGCUAACACAACGACCACCGUGUCCACGUUACCCACGGCGAGAUGGCCGAUAGACGUGCCCGCCCUCCUCGACCUCAUAGCGGUCCUCGCAGCCGACUACGAGACGAACCUCACGAGGAAACUCAACGAGUCGCUGAUGCAGAUGUCAAUACCCACUUGCGAAACUUUCACCCCGCUGAAAGUCACCACGUCGGAGUACGACGCUAACGCAACUGGCACUGUCAUCGCUAAGUGUUUCGUAUGCGGCUUGGAAGAGGAGGGCGUGCCCCAUUCUGCACCAUGCGCGGACGCGUUCGCCGGCGACUUUUUGCCCCUUGUGCCCGUCGACCCCACCGCCAGGGCGAAGAUAUCCAAGUACAGGAAGUAUUGUAAAUAUUUGAAUAUCAAAGGCUACAUGUACAACGACACACAACCGCGCGCGAUAUUCGGCCGCUGGACCGGCGGGUGCGGCGUGCGCUGGAUCGAUCUCAGCGGCAUCUACACGCAGCGCACGUGCCGCAGCCGCUUCCAGGCCACCAUGGGCAAGCAUUACGCUAGCAAGCGCAUGGCGCGGCUCGAGAUGGCGCUAUUGACUUUAGACAAUGGCUGCAUUGUGAGUCCCAUGGCAACUCUAGUUCCACUGUCCCGUGGUGUUUCACUGUUCGCGCGAUUCCAUGCCUGCGUGUGCACCGGCAGCUGGUGUAACACUGCGAUACAAAACGCGCCAUGGACGUCUAUCAUAUUCCUAUUGUUAUUAUUAACGAGACGAUUGUAA